Aspergillus nidulans FGSC A4 is the source of this 2725-nucleotide messenger RNA. Its product is annotated as putative cell wall protein. Bases 172 to 2364 code for a protein of 730 amino acids. NCBI's taxonomy places the organism in Eukaryota, Fungi, Ascomycota, Eurotiomycetes, Eurotiales, Aspergillaceae. The record is from RefSeq and is a predicted model, not a curated record. The transcript has a single exon.
CAAGCCUUUUGUCUGUCAUUUUCUGGCUCUGUGCCUGUCCCUCGUUUUUACACUAUACUUUUUUACCAGUCUGUCGUUAACCGUUUGAUACGUCAAUUCAUUUUUCCCCAUUCUCUCUGAGAAUAGUCUUUAUCAUUCUCAGCCUUUCGUUUUUAUACUACUGACGCAACCAUGCGUACCAGCAUUGCUCUGCUUGCUGGUCUGGCCGGCUCGGCCCUUGCCCUCCCUGCUACUCCUAGCACCCAGCUCGACACCCGCACUUUUGGCCUUAUCAGCGGCAUCAUCCACACAAUUGAGAACAUCCUCACUGGCGGUGUGACCCCAGCCAACGUCCUUAGCGGUAUCAGCUCUGAGGCUGCUGCGGCUCUUCAAGGUGGUGCCCUUGGUUGCACGGCUGGCUCCGUCGACCUCGCUUACCGUAAGAAGCUUGCCCACUGGCUUAAGGCUGGCGAUGGUGUCCACCUCGAAGCCUCUGUGAGGAAGGCCCUUCUGGCUUGGUGCGAGGCUGACGCUUCUGUCGACUCCGAACUCGAGCUCGAGAUCCGCGCUGGUCUUGGGUUCUUUAUCCCCACCUGCGCCAAAAUUGCUGCUGAGGCUGAUCUCUACGUCAACUUGGACGGUGUCUUCGAACUCGCUACGGACGCUCUCGCUGUCCUCAGCGCCACUGCUCAGGCCGCCCUUGAAGCUGCCAUUGCUCUCCUAGGUGAGGUUGACUGGAGGAUCAAGGCUGGUCUCGAAUUCUGUGCCGCUGGUGGUCUCGUGGGCGAUCUUGACUCUGAGAUCAUCCAUGCCCUUAAGGUCUGGCUGAACAGCUCUGAGUGCACUCUAGCUGUUAGUCUCAAGAAGACUCUUCUCCUCUGGAUUGAGGGUAAGGUCGGCGGUGACGUUGUCAGCAUCGGCAACCUUCCCGUUGGUGGUAUUGCCACGAUCGGCCUUGGUAAAUCUCUCGAGGCCCUUGUUGGCGUCAAUGGCGCUCUCGUUGCCGGUGCCCAGGCUCAGCUCGAGGCUUUCCUCCAGACCGACGUGGGCUUGGAAAUCGAUGUUGCUAUUCUGGACAUUCUUAAGAUCUGCGCCAAGGGUGGCCUUGCCGUCGACAUCGACCUUGACAAGCGUGUUGAGCUCUCUCUCUGGCUCGCCAGCAGCAAGUGCUCUCUCAGUGCCGAACUCAAGGGUCUCCUCGCCUUCUGGCUCUCCUUUGGCGUCUCCGCUGAGACCGACCUCUCCCUCAGCGUUUCCACGAACAUCAUUAGCGAGCUCACUGGUUUCCUCACUGGUACCAUCGACUCGCUGCUCGGCACUCAUCUUCACGGUCUUCUCUCUUUCAUCCUCGGUGGUGAAGGUGUUCUCUCGCUCUCUCUUGAGGCUCGUGCCCAGCUCGCUGCCCUCAUCGGUGGUGGUGUCGGCAUUGAAAUCGACGACUCUAUCCAGAUCAUCCUCAUCGGCUGGCUCACUGGCUGCCAGAAGUGCUGCGGCGGUUCUCAGGUUACCCACGGUCCUAGCGUUCCCAGCAGCACCCCCGCCCUCCCCGCUUCUGAGACCCCCUCCCUCCCUGUCAUUCCCACUGGUGCUCAGCCCACUGAGACUCCUUCCAUCCCUGCUGGAACUCCCGCUGCCCCUACUGACGUCUCCCCUACCGACACCGAGAACUCCGCCUCUCCUUCUGAGACCCCCUGUGACACCAUCACCUCCGAGAGCGUGACCUCCUACACUGUUUCUGAGUCUGCCUCCGUUCCCGCUGGCACUGAGACUCCUGCUGUUCCCACCGAUGUUCACCCCACUGAGAACCCCGCCGAGUCCACUGAAACUCCCUGCGAGACCCUCACCUCUGACAGCGUGACCUCCUACACUGUCUCCGAGACUGCCUCUGUUCCCGCUGGCACCGAGACUCCCGCUGCUCCCACCGACGUCCAGCCCACUGAGACCCCUGCUGCUCCCAGCGAGACCCCCUGCGAGACUAUCACCUCCGACAGCGUGACUUCCUACACUGUCUCUGAGACUGCCUCCGUCCCCGCUGGCACUGAGACUCCUGCUGCUCCCAGCGAGACCCCCUGCGAGACUAUCACCUCCGAGAGCGUGACCUCCUACACUGUCUCCGAGACUGCCUCCGUUCCCGCUGGCACUGAGACCCCCGCUGUUCCCACCAACGUCCAGCCCACUGAGACCCCUGCUGCUCCCAGCGAGACCCCCUGUGAGACUAUCACCUCCGACAGCGUGACUUCCUACACUGUCUCCCAGACCACCUCCGUGCCUGCUAUCCCUACCGAAGUCUCCCCCUCCAGCAGCUCUUGCGCUGGCUGCGGCGGUAUCAAGACCGUCACUGUCACCAAGACCGUUGGCAUCGAGGCCUGCCCUACCGACUUCUAGGCGCGGGGUAGAAGCUCACCAUCUAACGAGACGAUUGCGAUGGCAUCACCUGCAGUACCUGUCUAAUUCAUAAUUCUAAUCUUUCUGUGGCACCGGUCGAGCAUGUCAAAGUCCGUCCCCUGGCACAUACACCAGCAGAGCGACCGAUCGAUGUCUGGCUUGUUGUGGAUUUACCUGUAUUAUUCUUUUCGAUGUGUUUAUUGAUAUCCCCUUAAUGGAGUACAUUCCUUAAUGCUAUGUUUACACUUUAGCAGGUGGCCUGCGAAGUACAAUUGCAUCUACAUGUACAGCGUCAUGAUGUAUCUAUAUGUAUCUAUCACCAAACAACCGUUGUUUUCUUAUAUACGAUAGAAGCUUGGCU